Octopus bimaculoides (California two-spot octopus) is the source of this 618-nucleotide messenger RNA. Its product is annotated as SCO-spondin. The record is from RefSeq and is a predicted model, not a curated record. Lineage: Eukaryota; Metazoa; Mollusca; Cephalopoda; Octopoda; Octopodidae.
AAUAAACCCGAGAAGUUUUGCAAAGGCCAUAAGAUCGAAUUUCAGUCGUGUAUGCCUGAGAAUUAUGAUGAAGAUAUUUGCAGAGAUUAUAAAGAAUGUGUCCAUCCUUUCGUUUGGGUCAAAUGUGCUACGCAAUGUGAACAAACCUGCAUGUCUUACCAACUGAGGAAUCACUCCUGCGGUGAUACAGACGUCUGUCUGCCAGGAUGCAGCUGUCCCGAGGGCCAUGUUCUUUACUUUGGUUCUUGUGUUAAAAUUUCACAAUGUCCUUGCUAUGACUCAGAAGGAAAAGUUGUCCUGAAUAAUUUUGAAACUAAUUAUUCCCCAAACUGUCAGAAAUGUAUAUGUAAAAUGGGGGAAAUAUCUUGUCAAACAGUAUUAAAUGAUUGUUGUCACUACUCUGAUUGGACAAGCUGGGGAUCAUGCAGUAAAUCAUGCGGUGCUGGAAAGCAAACUAGAUAUCGGAAACUGGUUUCAAGUAAUUCUAACUGUACAUCAGAGCAAAUGAAAGAAUCUCAGGACUGCAUCUUAGCUGCCUGUCCAUUUGACUGUGUUAUGGAUGGUGCUGGUUACCACGAAGGUAGUAUUAUAAGAGAAACAGUUUGUGAAGAAUGGUAA